Mya arenaria is the source of this 3640-nucleotide messenger RNA. RefSeq lists its product as uncharacterized. The transcript is spliced from 2 exons. The coding region runs from base 1434 to 2696 and encodes 420 amino acids. Gene Ontology annotation, molecular function: protein binding. NCBI's taxonomy places the organism in Eukaryota, Metazoa, Mollusca, Bivalvia, Myida, Myidae. The record is from RefSeq and is a predicted model, not a curated record.
ACAAGCUGUUACCGUCAAAACAAAUAAGGUUGCAAGACCAAUGGUGUUCAAUUGCUACCACGUGUCAUAAAGAUUAACAUAUGUUUUCAUCGAUAUUACAGAUUUAUUCCAGUGUUGCUUCUUUAAUAAAUUAAUGUCAAGGCAUGUUCAAUCUUAGCGGCUUCCAUUGAGAUCGAUACUGGCUUGUGACGUGCGGCAGAGCUUUCCCACCGUGGUUGCGCUGUUAUUACAGCCUUACUAGAAAUAGAUUUUCGUAGAAUCGCGAGCAGUCAAUAUUCGGAGUAUAUUGUGAAUGGUGUGAAACAUUAACUGGAGUAUCUAGGAACGAUGAGGAAGAUAAGAAUUAAUGAAUGUAUGUGAGAGGUUUAUAGCGAAAUGAAAGUAAUCGAUAUGUGAAUUAUUGUGUCGUGAGAGGUUUAUAGCAAAACGAAUAAAAUGAAUAUGGAAGAUAUUUUACAUUGCAAGAUGUUGUAAUAUUGAACAAACAGCCAACACGUUUCAAGCGAAUACAUUACAUCAUUAGUCUUCGGAACAGUGGAUUUUCAAUUAUAACCCCAAGGGAACUCGAAGAGGACAACAACUCGUUAAUCAGUUUGGCAAGACUCGAAGAUAUCUUCUAUGUAGUGAAUUAUAGAUGACCUGAGAUCUCUUAACGAAGGGAAGUGACACAUGCAGCUGUAGAAAGGAAUGAAGCAUAGCCCUUUCUCCCUAUGUGGUCAUUUAGAAAAAUACUUUCCGACCACGGCGAAACAUGUAAGAAAACGGACGUUGAUAAUGGGAAGAACUUUGAGACGAGAGACGUGUCAAUGUUGGAAAGCACAAUGAAUAAUUACCAUGUAUCAACAAAACCACAUGGAAUUAUACAUUAGAUAGACGUGUCAACCCAUUCAUAAUCGUUAAUUUUAAUAUAACACUUUAAGAACCAUCAUACUGUUAAUUACUUGCAGGAUAAAAUAUCAAUCAAAUGCGUUGUCAUGGAAAAAAGUCCUUUAGAAACAGAAAUUAAUUGUCAGUACACAAAGACGACAAGCGGCUUCAUCAGAUUCAUGUAUAUAAGAUUUUCCAAUUUCUUAAUUAAAGGAUCUCACAUAACAGCGUAGGAAGAUGAAGACACGGCUGUACUUUAAUUGGCAGUGUGUUUCGUGUGUUGGUGUGUGAAUACGAAAACACUCGAAAUAAUUAAUUUUGAUAUAGUAUUAGUAAGGCGGGUGAACCAAAUACAGUAAAGAAAAUGGCACGUAUAUUUUAACAAAAAGGACAAUUACAGGUGCAUUCUUCGUCAAUUUAUUAUCUAUAAAUUGAAUCAAACUAACGAUCCUGCCUAUCAUUAAACCGGUAGAGUGUGAUAAUACCUCAGAUGAACAGUCGAUGAAUAGUUGAGACGCUUUCAGAGAUUUCAAUCUGGUUUGAUAUACACCACUACAAGCAGACAAAUGGUAUUAAAUAUGGAAACUUCAACUUUGUUCGAAGACAGUUUCGUUGACACAUUCGAUGUGAUAUCAUCUACAGCCUCGUCAAUUCAAGUUGGUUGGAAACUAAAAGCGGUAAACAAACCACUAGUGCGGCAAUUUCAGGUGCAUUAUCAAAAGGUUGCAAGCCAAUAUAUUCAAUACGGACCAUUGCUCCACGCAAAUGAACGUGAGUAUGAAGUAGAAAAUUUAGUAGCAGACACAUACUAUAAAGUAUGCCUUGUUGUGUACAGAAACAAUACAUCGGAUUAUCGGGAAUGUACGGAUGCCUCAACAACAAACUGGCAACUGCCUGUUUCAGUAGGAAGCAGCAUAGGGGCUGUGUUGGCCCUUUCAGUUAUUGUACUCAUCGUAUUCUUGUCAAGGUGCAAAGUUCCUCUUCGAUACAGAGGUAAGAAAUCAAAAAGCUCAACCAGAUACGACACAAUUUCAUCGAUGUACCGUGAUGAUCAGUUUGAGUGUAGUGAAACUGUUACACACGGCAAUGACGAAGACUUUGUGUCCGAAUUUGACGACGAAGCAUUCUAUGAAGUUCCUCUUCAUGAUCCUACACGGUCAACGCGGACUGUGAAUCCUGACAAAUCAGCGAUACAAAACGGUCAAUGCCAUUGCCAUGUACAUCCUCACGGCCAGGCAAACAGUCAACACAGAAAUUCAUUGGGACGGAUAAAUUGCUCACAGCCCCAUCAUCAUACGCGACAGUUCCGCGCAUAUUCUAUACAAGCAGAUGGCAGUGUUUGCUUUUUUAAUCAACCAUGUUCACCUUUAGCAAAAGAUCCGAAAAUACCACCGUUUAUGAGACAGGACUCAAAAGACGAAAAUAUCUCACCCACAGGAUAUAAGCAUACGACAAAUACACCUUUCACACGUUCAUUGUCGUUAAAAGACUAUCCAUCAACAAGGUCAGACAUUUCACUGCCUGAACGAAAGAUUGGCUCACCAUCCGCUCAGGCUUUUACAUUCAUCGAUGAGAUUCCAGAAGUUUCAUCAUCGAAAACGUCUUCAAAGUCCAUCAUGUCUGCUGAGGUAUCAGCAACUACACCUAGCAGAGCUGUAAAGCGUUUGCUAAUAACUGAUAUUGACUUUGAUGAUGCAGAUAUGAGUAAGUACGGUGCCUCGGGUGGUGGUACGACAUCAAAUGCUACUGACAAGACGAUAGAAAUGACGUCAACGAAACGAAUGAUAGACAUCCCCGAAAGUGUUUUGUUCGAUGAGCACACAGUUUAAUAUUGAUGCAAUCAAAGAGUAUAAAAUAGAGAUUAUGGGGCUAUGACGUACGCAUUGCACGUGAUGAACACCAGUUAUAUAAAUGCAAAGAAUUGUAUUGUGAAACCAGAUCAUUUUUUAUAAAAUGGUAAUUAUUUUAAUUAAUAUUCCGUUUUAUUAAGUUAUAUUUACAAUCGUUAAAUAAAUACCAGUAAAGAUUUUUGUCAUUGAUAUAUUCAGAAAAUACUUCGAACGGUAAAUACACAAAUCUCCAUUGUAAAAACGAUUAAAGAAGAAGAUUUCUCAUGAAGUUAAUUCUGUAAACAACCUUAACAUUUAAAACAUUUUCACCAAAUGAUAUUGUCUUCGACAGGUUAUGUAAAUUGUCCACCUCAAGGAAUGCUCGGGAGUAUGUGAAAAUUCCGAUAAAUAAGGAAGGUCUUAAUGAAAGACAGGUACGGUUAAGUGCACAGUCUAGUAUGAGGUUAUAUACCAAACAAACAUAUAUUGUAGGUACGGUUAAGUGCACAGUCUAGUAUGAGGUUAUAUACCAAACAAACAUAUAUUGUAGGUACGGUUAAGUGCAAAACCUAACAUAUGUUCAUAUACCAAACAAGCAUCUAUUGCAUAGAAUUUAAAUGCCAGGAAUGUGUAUUCUCAUUCAGUUUGCGCAGAGAAAUUAGCAUAGAAAUAAGUUCGAUAACAAACCAUACCCUAUAUAUUUCUUGGUCCGAAAAAGAAUGGUCUUAAAUUUUAAUGCUUGCAGGUAUAAACCAAUACACUUCCAUCAAAACAUCAUCGAAUUGCGUCGAUUAUCGUUUGGCCUAAUUACAAUAUUUCAGUGUUGGAAAAUAUUUGUAUACCUCGUUUGCAGGCUAUGAAACAAAUUGUUAAACUGACUUUUUUCAGAUCAUUUCUUAUUUAUAAUGAAUGUUUUGUUGAAUAAAUGCAUUCUUUUAAUUUUA